This is a messenger RNA of Caenorhabditis bovis, 2190 nucleotides long. The record is from the annotation of a GenBank genome assembly. NCBI's taxonomy places the organism in Eukaryota, Metazoa, Nematoda, Chromadorea, Rhabditida, Rhabditidae.
AUGCAUGGCUCACAUAUUGAUAAAUGGCUGUCGAAAUCAUUCCUCAAAAACCUUCUACUAGCCGAUUUUGAAGAUUCGAAAGCCACAUUGGUGCAAAUUGCCAGAUUCUGCGCCGCCUAUUAUUUAGACUACGUUCUGUUUUUGCCGCGAAAUGAAGAAGAACUCCCUUCUCUCUAUUUAUGGGGAUGCUACGAAGAAAAAGAUAUUGCCGGCAAAUGGCAACUGAUUGAUAGGAAUGAAGUCAGUCAGAAAUUGCCGGCGGAUUUCUCACCGGCUCUUCCGGUUCUCAUUCUUGUCAGAUGCGAUCACCUUAUUGAGGCGAUUUCCUAUGCGGAUCAUUUCGAUGACAGAAGAUCCGCAUUAGUUUUACGAUUAUUAGCAGAUUCACAGCAUAGCACUAGUCUUUGCAUAGAGUAUAUCAAAUCGACAUUAUGUGAAAACGUGGAGAUUGAAGUGGAUCAAAUCCUCAGUAAUAACGGAUCAACAAAGCAGAAAUUCGCCGAGAAAUUUUCUCAAUCGAUUCUGGAACUUGACGUUGUUCUACAACACGAUCUUCUUGAUUUUUACGAGAAUUGGCUCAUGCAAAUGGCCGAGUUUGAAUUCUCAAAGCUGCCUCUGGAAUCGGCAGUAUUUCAUGAAAGCAAUCCGAUUUAUAAGGAUACUGAUUAUAAGAACAAAUGUGAGGAAAUGGUGGCAUACGCAAAAAUUCAUGCGACACCACGAACUUGCCCAACAUCCACACUUCAUCGUGUAUUACUUCUUUCACUUCGCACUAUUUACAGGCAAAAAUUUAGUGAAGCAUUAAAAAUCAAAAAUCCAUGUCUUUCAUCGAUUGCUAACCGAUAUAAAUGCCUACUUGACGAAGAAAAUGGAGAGUGUGCUAUGCUCGAAAAAUGGUCACAAGAGGCAAACGAUGAUGAAUUGAGAACGAUUGAAGAGUUUUUUGAAUUUGUUCAGGAGAAUUUCAAGCAGUCAUCCUCACUUCCGCCAUUGAGCAAUACAACUCGCGAAUUCUGGCUUCGUCGGAUCGUUUUCAAUAAUGCUGAUGAUUAUCGCGAUAUUCGCCAGGAGAAGAGUAUUGACUGGCUGCGAUCUGUAUGCCUACCAAAGCAACGGGUCAGUGAUACAACAAUUUCUCAAAUGCUUUUCAUCAACUCGCAAUGGACUCCAUUCGGAUUCUCUUUCCUCGCUCCUGGAUGUCAUGCGAUUCGUUUAUCGAUCCAUCCGCAUGAUGUGUGUUUAGGUGGAUCGGUCAACACGGAUUACACAUUGUCGGCGAGGGAUGUUCUUUAUAAACCGAAUUAUUUCAACGAUGACGCUGCCGAAGAGGUGAAAUUGUUCACACCGCGAGAAGAUUUGAUCACCAAAUACGCCAAACGAUAUGAUGCAUUGAAAUCGAUGACAGUUCGAGAGCCUCCAAGACUAUUCAAAUCGUUUGGAGAUAAACUCAAGGAGUUCUCGAAACAGCAGCAGGAAUUGUCAGAUGAGCUCGAAAGGGAGCGGCAAUUCUUGAUGGAGAGCCGAAUGUCUUCAACUUCCUCAAUAAUGAGUAAAAUGAGUAAACCGAAAGAGAAUAUUGACACUGGAAUCGCGAAGCAAAUUGAAAUGCUCAAUCAGAAGCUCGACAAUGUUGUGAAAAAGUUUGAAAUGAAGAGUAGUUACAUUCGGGAGGACGAUGAAGUGGACUCUGUCAUCGACGAUCUUCCGUAUGAUUAUGAGCAUGCUCCCGUCGCUGAGUCAACUGCGAUUGAUUCGAUUGGCAAACUUGAUCUUGGCCAAUUGUCUGAAAGGAUUGAUGUGACUUCGCUGAUAAAGCCGAUUCCGAAAUCAAAAAUUGAAGAAGAUCUUUCGACAGCCCAAUCGAUGGAGAAUCCGAUGUUCUCCAAGCCGACACCGCCCAUUCCAUUCGAAUGGAUGAAGCUUCUUCCGUUAGAGCAAUCAAGUGCAAGAUUCGCCGACAAUUUUCUCAUUUAUGACGGGCGAACUCCGCGAGUUCAGUCGCAGCUCACGGUACGCCGAGCGAUGACAGAUCGGCAGUGUCAAACGGAAGAGGAGAAGAAGAAAGUGCUGAUGGCCGAGAUUCAGACUGACAGCGGAUUUUUGGAGGAGUCGAAGAAAAUGGCGAUGGAGGUGAAUCGGAUGAGCAAGGACGAGAUCGAAGAGGCCCUCAAGCGCAUCAAUUCCUCAUAA